CAGGGGUCCAGCUCGCUCGGCAGGAAGUUAAGCUUCCACAAAAACUCCUCGCCCUGUUGGCUGGCUGCAGUAUAGGUGAAAGAGCAAGCCUUCACUUGGCUUCCCGGAGCAACAUGAAACUGUUACUGCCUAACCCAGGACUAGAUGAUAGGAUACCAUCCUAUGAAGACCUGAAACAAAAAGAAAAGGAAGGUGCCGGGGAGAGGCCCAAGUGGGACAACAAAGCCCAGUAUAUUCUAUCCUGUGUGGGCUUCUGCAUUGGGAUUAGCAAUGUGUGGAGAUUCCCUUACUUGUGCCAAAGUAAUGGAGGAGGUGCGUUUAUGAUCCUCUACUUGAUCCUGCUGGUGCUGGAAGGAAUGCCUCUCUUGCUGAUGGAGUUUGCCAUUGGGCAGCGUCUGAGGAAAGGCAGUGUUGGAGUUUGGAGGGCUAUCAACCCUUAUUUGACUGGUAUUGGUAUAGGCUCUAUGCUGGUGUCAUUACUGAUUGGAUUGUACUACAACACAUUAAUAGCCUGGAUCCUGUGGUAUCUCUUCAAUUCCUUCCAAAGCCCGCUGCCUUGGGCCCAGUGUCCUCUCAAUGACAAUAGGACAGGCUUUGUAUCAGAGUGCCAGAGGAGCUCAACAAUGGAUUACUACUUUUACAGAGUGACUCUGAAUACCUCGCCCUCUAUAGAUGACUCUGGUGGGAUUCAUUGGCCCAUAGUGGUCUGCUUGCUAGCUGCCUGGUCAGUCAUCUGUAUCUGCUACAUCCGUGGGAUCAGUACCUCAGGCAAGGCAGCAUACGUCACGGCCAUCCUGCCGUACAUAGUGCUGUUAAUCUUCCUGAUCCGAGGGCUGACUCUUAAAGGCGCUUUAAGUGGACUACGGCAUCUCUUUACUCCAGAUGUGCAUAUGUUGACCAAACCGACAACUUGGCUGAAUGCAGGCGCCCAAGUGUUUUAUGCCUUUGGUUUAGCAUGGGGAGGCCUCAUCUCCUUCUCAAGCUACAACCCUGUUCACAACAACUGUAUGCAUGAUGCUGUGAUCCUGACAGUAGUAACUGGCUUGACUUCAGUCUAUGCUGCCAUGGUCACCUACACCAUCAUUGGCUUCAGGGCCACAGAGAGAUAUGACAACUGUAUUAGCAAUAACAUCAUGACAUUAUUAGAUGCAUUUGGGCUUCCUGAGGACAGCAUCACUCCAAGCAACUACGAGGCAGCCUUUACUCACCUCAACAGUACCUCUCCUGAUAUUAUAUUUGGAUUGGGCAUUAAACUCUGUGACUUGCAGAAACAUCUCAGUGAGGGAGUGGAGGGAACAGGUUUGGCCUUCAUCGUCUUCACAGAGGCAAUCACCAAGAUGCCCGGAUCCCCUGCCUGGUCUAUCCUAUUUUUUGUGAUGCUUGUCUGCUUGGGAAUGUCUAGCCAGUUUGGGACCUUUGAAGGAGUGGUGGUCCCUCUGAAAGACCUGAAUGUUUUCCCUAAGAAAUGGCCCCAAGAAGCAAUAACAGGAGUAACAUGUUUUGUUGCCUUCAUCAUCUCCCUCCUGUUCGCGCAGAAUUCAGGGUUUUACUGGGUAACUCUCUUUGACAACUAUGCCGGAUCUGUUCCACUUCUCAUCAUUGGAUUUUGUGAGAUGAUAGCUGUCAUUUACAUCUAUGGCUUGGACAGGUUGAAUGAGGACAUAGAGUUCAUGAUCGGAUAUAAGCCCUCCAUCUACUGGCGGAUUUCAUGGAGAUUCAUCACUCCUUUAAUCAUUCUGGCUAUUUUAGUUUUCUACCUGGUCACACUAGGACAAGAUGAGCUCACCUACUUAGUCUGGGAUCCAGAGUCUGAUACUUUCCCAACCCUGGCAUUAGUUCCUUACCCUGCAUGGAUAAAUGUGAUCAUCUUUAUUUUGGCUGGGAUCCCAAGCCUUGCAUUGCCUGCAUAUGCAUUAUAUAGGCUGGUCUUUGAUAAGUAUGUAAAAAAAGAAGACAACUUUCCUUAAGACGUCUUUAAAAUGUCCAUAUUUUGGGUAAAUUACCGUUUGUAUUUUAAUUUUUUAUUGUUUCAAAAGUCCUUAUUUAAAUGCAAAGGUUUUUUUCUUUUUAUAUACCCAUGAACAUAUUUUCAAAGCUUGGUACUAAUUUCUCAUGAAUACUUGUAUUUCUGCUGAUGUUUGUUUUGCACAAAUUGUUGCUUCUUUAUAAAUAAAUUGUACGUAAAGACUACUAAUACGACUAUUGA
Notolabrus celidotus (New Zealand spotty) is the source of this 2206-nucleotide messenger RNA. Its product is annotated as sodium-dependent neutral amino acid transporter B(0)AT1-like. The transcript has 13 exons. The record is from RefSeq and is a predicted model, not a curated record. Bases 114 to 1967 code for a protein of 617 amino acids. Gene Ontology annotation, cellular component: membrane. Gene Ontology annotation, biological process: sodium ion transmembrane transport. NCBI's taxonomy places the organism in Eukaryota, Metazoa, Chordata, Actinopteri, Labriformes, Labridae.